AUGCUUAAAAGCCACACUUUUAAGACAUUCCAGGUUCGCCCAGGUUCGCUGGAUUGCAGAGAAGCUUGCCUUUCCGAUAACAGAUGCCAAAGUUAUAAUUUCGUGUUCAAGGGCAUAUGUGAGUUAAAUAACAGAACCAAGGAGGCAAGACCAGAGGAUUUUGUUGAGAACCUGGAAAGAUAUUAUAUGAAGAAAAGUUCAAAUAGAGUGUCUCUUGGCUCCAUUCGGGAGCUUCCAGCUGUCUCGUGUGAAGAGAUCAAGGCCAGUGAAGGAGGACAGGUGGCCACAGGUGAAUUUUGGUUGGACCCCACAGGAACUGGGAACCCUAAUUUAACCCAUUGUGACAUGAAGGCAAAGGAUAUUGAUGAAUGCCAAGGAGGUCUUCAUAGCUGUCAUAGCAAUGCCACGUGUAACAACACGGAAGGCUCUUACAUCUGCACGUGCAAAGCUGGAUUUAUGGGAGACGGAAGAAACAGCUGCAAAAACACACUUGGUUGGAAUCGCGACCGGCCUGCCAAUUCUUGUAAACACAUCCUAGACUCUGGGGAUCACAAAGGAGAUGGGGAGUACUGGAUAGAUCCUGACAAGACUGGGAACCCUUUGAAAGUCUAUUGUGACAUGACAACUGACGGUGGUGGAUGGCUUCUGAUCUGCACAUUUGUCUUUAAUGGUUCCUACGAAAUUCCAGCUCUGCUCCAGUCACACCGUGAAAUCGACAACUCUCGUAGUAACAUGUGUCUUGCAAAGAAUGCCAUGUCAGACCUGAACGCUCAUCUGCCUGUCAGUCAGCUGAGAUUCCAUUGCAGAAAACAACAGGUGCGUACGCUUCACGUGACCACGGCCUCCAACAGCAGUGGAAAAGCUGUAGUCGAGUAUUUCACUGGCCAGACUGACACCCAGCCCGAAGCUUGUGGCUCCUUCAAGACAAUGGAUGAUGACAACUCCGAGUCAACAAAAUUUUGCCAUAGGUGGGGAAGAGAAAAUAAUCAGUAUGAUGUUGGAAAGUGGGGUCAUGGCGAGGAUGAAGACCGAUUGAUCAAUCAUCCUAUCUUUGUGGUAUCUCGAUACCACUGGGUGUUACAGAAUCGGCGAUGGAACUGCGACGACCACAAUCAUCAUGCAUCCGCCGAUGAUUUCUGGAGAAUCUUCGCUCGUUGAAAACGAAAACACUCAGUUCACAUAUUGGACUAUAUGAGAAUGCUUCUUCCGGUAAUAAUAUUUUACUUUCGAGUUACAGGUAUCUAGAAAGGACAGAUUUUUUUUUUAGUGUGCACGUGAAGAAGCUGAAAAAGUCACUCGAGUUGAAUUGCGUAACAGCUGUUAGUUCCUUUUUAACCAUAAUGUUCCACCAAAUUGAAAUGUCUCCGUAUUAUUAUAGCGUUGCUCAAAGUGGUAAAACGUUUGUCUUAAGAGCUACUUUUAAGCUUUUCAUCCACACCUUCGAGAUAGAAAGAGGCAUGAUUUCUUGGUAUUGCAUCCUAAAAACCUUGUUUUUCGUUGGGAAUGGUGAGCCCAUUGCAUAAUGUAGCAAAUCAAAGUUCACUGCACCUUAUAAAAUAUUUUCUCGAAGUCGGCCAAUUUUCCAUUACGGCUAAAAGUAAAUUUCUCGCGUAGUGAAAGUGAUAUACAACCUUUUUACCCUUUCACUCCCGGGAAAGACCUAUCCGCCGCUAGUCCUCUCCGAGCAACAUCAAAAUAAUUUCGAGCAAAAAGGAAAUGAGGACUUGAAAUAAAACUAUCAACUAAAGAAUACUGCUUCAUUUAAAAAUACAUAAUUCUCAAAACCGAAAUAUAUAGCACAUAGUGUUGAGAAUUGUUUGUACAAUCUUAGGAGUAAAAAGUUAGGGAUUUUACAAACUUUAAAAAACGAAACUUUCCAAGUUUCAAGAACGCUGCAAGUAAGGCUGGUCAUAGAUUAUUUUUUGGCACCCACAUGUUUUCAUGAUGUGACUCUGGAUGAAUUUGAAUAAAGAAAACCCAAAAAGUGUUGAACACUUUUCGACUUGGCCAAAACAACGUAUCAUUUAUA
Molecule: messenger RNA, 2029 nt
Organism: Stylophora pistillata
Lineage: Eukaryota; Metazoa; Cnidaria; Anthozoa; Scleractinia; Pocilloporidae
Molecular function (GO): calcium ion binding; oligosaccharide binding
Source: RefSeq, a predicted model, not a curated record